AUGUCUUUAGAAAACAUUGAGAUCAGUUUUGGAUUGGACACCCUCAGAAACGUGGAUAUUCACAGCUCCAUAGUUUUCUCUCCGAUUACGAUUUUGCUAUCGCUGGUGGCUCUGCAAAAUGCAACUCUGAAUAAGGAGGUAUUUCGUGGAGUUGAAAGUGAUAACAUCGAGGAACAUUUCAAAAAAUGGCAGUACUUGAAGGAUGGAAUGAAAACGAAGCAAAUGGAGAUCAAAGUAGAAGCUGUAAGUGAUACAUUUUUAUGAAUUAGUGAAAUACGUCAUUCAGAAUAAUUCGUCCAGUUCCAUAACUUUCAAGGCCGAUUGGAUGUACUUGUUUCGAGAUGACGCAUUGAUGGAUUUUCACUCCAAAGAAGGGCAUUCCGAAAGCGUCCGUUCCCUGCCAAAAGAAGGUAUCGAUGAAUACAAAUUCACUCGAGACGAUGUGUUCAAGGUGGGUUUCCUGGAUCUCAUUGUCUUUUGAUGAGUUUACCGCCCAGGUAUUGGCCAUUCCAUACGCGCAAGACCCCUACUGGUUUCUGAUCUUUCUUCCUCUCAAUCGAUUUGGUCUCGAACAAGCUCUCCAGAAGCUGGACACUACGCGAUUUGAAAGUCUCAUUGACGACUUGAACGUUGACUACGUGGACCUGAAAAUGCCCAAAUUUAUCGUUAAAUCGAGCAUGGAGCUCGGGAAGCAGUUGUCCGUGCCGUGGUCUCUCUCCCAUGAAUCUCGAUUGCAGGUAAAUUACCUUUUGCAUCAACUUUCACAGUGAAACUCAAGCUAUUUCAGGUAGAUGAUUGGGGAACGUAUCCGGCCAAAACGGCUCGAAGGUGGCCUUCUUUCCUGGAAAGACCUGACAACAGAUUUCCCGUCGUUUUCAAUGCCGAUCAGCCGUUCGUUUUCGCCGUCGUCAAAGACAAGUAUCCACUCUUCCUGGGCGUUUACAGUGGCACAAACCCUUGA
Molecule: messenger RNA, 961 nt
Organism: Caenorhabditis sp. 36 PRJEB53466
Lineage: Eukaryota; Metazoa; Nematoda; Chromadorea; Rhabditida; Rhabditidae
Source: the annotation of a GenBank genome assembly